Owenia fusiformis is the source of this 10500-nucleotide messenger RNA. The record is from the annotation of a GenBank genome assembly. Lineage: Eukaryota; Metazoa; Annelida; Polychaeta; Sabellida; Oweniidae.
UGGAUUCGGUGAGCAUGGAGGUUUAAAGUUUUACAAUAGUUCAAAAGUGUACGGAACAUAGAAAUAUACACUAUUUCAUUGUUGUUUCAUCAAAAAACCAUCUGUUAAUAAGUGGCAUAUUUUUCGGAAUCGGUUAAUUGAUGUUGCUUUGUAGCCUCCAACUCAAUAUAGUAUGAUUGUAAGGAAAAAGUGGCGAAAUGAUGUGCUUGUAAAUAGUGGCUCUUUGUAGAGCCGAAUUUCGGGGGUUUAGUUUGAGUUUUGUAAAUAUUUUAUACACAGUUUGCAGGGAAAACUGACGAAGAAUAAGAAUAUCGAAGAAUCAAACCGAGAAAAAUUACAGGAUCGGCGAAAUACGAUAACAAGUGCGACAAGAAUAAAACGGUCUGCCAUUUUUGCAACAGACUAUCGAACGAUUUCAGAGACCAUAUGUGCAAUUGAUCUACGGGUAUAAUACUAACUCAAAUCAUAUCCAGAAAUUAUUGAAGCUGCGGCAUUGUAUUAAUGUCACUGCAAAACUACAUCCCGACACCCAGUCUACAGUAUCAGAGUGCGUUCUCCAGUAUCAAGAAACGAAAAAUUGAAACCGAUUAUGGACAUUUAACUGCAAAUAUAAACCAUGUGAAUACAGUACCGAUCUUACCGAAUAACAUAGCACAUAAUUUUACAGAAAACGGGUAUGACCUGUCGACCCUCGGACCUCACUUCCUCAGUAUGCCACAAGCAACCACAGUCCGAGGUGGAAAUAAACUUAUGGACUCUUACAAUAGAGUCGGUCUUAAGAGGAAAAGCGAAGACAUUGAUGCUCCCGUAGUUGUGGAGCAUCAUGCUAUAUCAAGUGGGGAGGAUGACAAUGCAAACACGACAACAUCAAAGAACACAAACUCAUCAAAUAAUGAUGGAGAUUAUAAUCUGGUCCAACAUGAGGUCUUGUAUUCUAUGACCACAGCCUAUGAGGUGUUGGAAUUCUUAGGGAGAGGGACUUUUGGCCAAGUGGUCAAAUGCUGGAAAAAAGGCACCAACGAGAUUGUAGCUAUUAAAAUUCUGAAAAAUCACCCAUCGUAUGCCCGUCAAGGACAAAUUGAAGUCUCGAUUUUAUCCCGGUUAAGUCAAGAAAGCGCAGAUGAAUUUAAUUUUGUUCGGGCGUAUGAAUGUUUCCAGCAUAAAAACCAUACAUGUUUGGUGUUUGAAAUGCUGGAGCAGAACCUCUAUGAUUUCUUAAAACAGAACAAGUUUCAGCCUCUCCCUUUGAAAUACAUCCGUCCUAUUACACACCAAGUCCUCACUGCACUGCUGAAAUUGAAAAAUCUUGGACUUAUACAUGCUGAUCUUAAACCUGAGAAUAUAAUGCUCGUUGAGCCGACGAGGUUUCCGUAUCGGGUGAAGGUGAUUGACUUUGGAUCAGCAAGCCAUGUUUCUAAAGCUGUCUGUUCGACCUACCUCCAAUCAAGAUACUACAGAGCUCCAGAAAUUCUAUUAGGGUUGCCAUUUUGUGAAGCCAUAGAUAUGUGGUCAUUAGGGUGCGUCAUCGCAGAGCUGUUCCUCGGCUGGCCACUUUACCCAGGAUCCUCAGAGUACGAUCAGAUCCGAUAUGUGGCCCAGACACAGGGUUUACCAUCAGAACAUAUGCUCAGCUCAGCAACAAAAACGACGCGAUUUUUCAACCGAGAGAGUACAGAUAGCAAUUAUCCGUUCUGGAGAUUAAAGAGUCCUGAGGAACAUGAAGCAGAGACAAAAGUGAAGUCCAAAGAGGCCAGAAAGUAUAUCUUCAACUGUCUGGAUGAUAUGGCGCAGAUCAAUGUGCCGACAGACUUGGAGGGCAGCGAGCUCAUGUCUGAGAAAGUGGACAGACGAGAGUUUAUAGACCUCCUUAAAAGGAUGUUGACCUUAGACCAGGAGAGACGUAUCACACCAGGCGAAGCAUUGAAUCAUCCUUUCAUCUCACUGGCUCAUUUAGUAGACUAUGCCCAUACCAAUCUAGUAAAGCAGUCUGUACAGAACAUGGACGUAUGUAAGAGAGCCAAGUCAUCUAUCUAUGACAUCAACCAGAACCCUGGCAACAUGAUGAACUUUGGAGCCCCGACGACCACCAAUAUCACACUGUUUAACAACCAAUUGAACGCUAUUCAAAGUCAGUUGCCCACACAGACAUUAACAAGUAGUAUUGGGGCCAACAAUCCUCCCACAGAUAUACCAUACUUGCAAUAUCAGCUCCAGACAGCUCCGUAUAUACCAUAUCCAACCCAACGGCUCGCACAGACACAAUUUCAACAGCCACGGACAGGGGCCCAGUUUACGAGAACUGACCCAUUUCAGCAGUCUCUUGUCCCGUCAUUCAUUCUGCCAUCAGCAUUACAAGGUAUUAGCUCUCCCAACAAACAUGCUUACUCCCUAAGAGUGGAGAAUGGUGUUCCCAUGGUUACGCAGCCUCCCCAGACACUGCAGUUGCAACCUCAGAUCAUUACACAGCAAGUCCCCACACAACAGUUCUUGCCUGUGUCUAUGAUUGAGCCAACAGGACGUCAGAUGCUUGUCACAAAUGCACCAAUCACGACCUUUCCGUCACAGCGACAGGUUCUUGUACCUUCAUGGCAACAGAUUCCGGCAUUGUCCGCACACAGGCAGAUCCAGCCGCAAUUGGUCCCCGAGACAUUGGCGGCAUCCACUACUUUACCAGAGUCGUGGCGACGUUCACUUAUAGUCGAUAAUUUCGAUCAGGGCUCAACAGUUUUUCCAGUGGAUCUUGGAGAUGGAAGAGUAUAUGAAACUUUCGUCGAACGUGCUCCUCAUCACAUCCCCAGUUCACGGGUAUCAACCAAUAUUACGUCAAUUGUGCCUCAGUCUUCUACCAGUCAGACAUGGGGGGUCGGGGUUGCCCCACCCCCUUUAGUCCUCACCCGGCAACCCAGCCAGGGGAGUAACAGCAAUAAACGUAACAGCAACAAACAAAAGUAUGUCAAAGAAAGCACCAGUCAAUCGUCACCAGUGAAGAAGCGGGUGAAGGAAAACACCCCGCCCCACACAGUUACAUCACAAACGGCUCACAGUGAGUCUUCAUCAAAGGCUCGUUGGGUGAACGGAGGUCAGGAGAGGUCAAAGGUUAAGACUCCUGAUGAGGCAUAUAACACUCAGAGGCAAACUAUAGUCAUACCUGAUACUCCUAGUCCGGCAGUUAGUGUUAUAACCAUCAGUUCUGAUAGUGAAGAGGAGCCAGAUUCAAAACCAAAAGGGUGUAAGCCUGACUGCCAAGCAUGCAAUGAGAACAUGACUCACUCAUGCUCCAUCAGCAGUGACGACAUCCUCAGUAGCAGCCCAGAGUCUGCCGACAGUCUGGACAACUACACAACCAGAACCAAAGGAUCACCAAGGGGACGGAGGAACAUCGUUAGUUGUGUAACAGUCCAGGAUUCCCUUGAUUCUGAUUCUGAAAAUGAUCAAGAUUUGGCCAAUCAUAAUUCCCAAUUUACACCAAUCAAGCAGGAAGUGACAUCCCAGGAUGAUGAAAUUGAAGGUCACACAGAUGAAUAUAAUCAGGAACUUGAGUUGCCAAGGCGACGUGGCCUUGCACGAGAAUUAAUGGCCGCACCUCCAGAUUUGAUCAAUGACGCUUUAAAUACACAGCAUUCACGUAAAUUAGGCAAUGCUAACAUUCCACAUAGGCAGGUGUCGUCAAGCUCUUCAAAACGAUAUGAACGUAGAGAUUCCACGUCCAAACGUAAUAUUUCAAAAUUAUCAGAGAUGGACCAGGGAUUCCGGAAUAUUCCACAAAGAUCCAUGGGCAUGCCCAAUACGACCUCUACGUACAAAUUACAGAAGAGCCGACCCAGCACAUUAAACUUGUCCACGCACAAAAAUGGUCAUAAUAGGAAUCACGAGCCUCAUUCUGGAAAUAGCAAACGGUCUCCUCCAGUUCAUCAACAGCUCACUGUGGAAACGUCAAGGCAUCAAGUUAGCCAGUAUUCUAACAGCCCAGCAGCACAGAGGUACAUGGUGCAGGCAGCAGCCGCCCACCAGACACAGCCCCUUCAGUUAGCCACUGGGGCCCCACACGGAGCAUUUGGUCCAUUUUCCCCUGGGGGGAUUACAGGAGUACCUCCACCAGCUCACCAGAGCCCAAGGCACGUGCAUUAUACCACACACCCACUGCCAGCUCAUAUACACCCAGUGCUGCAGUCACCUAGUAUUCCAGCUGCAUCCUUCCAUCAGGUACACCCACAGUUUGCUGCCCCUGCUGCAUAUAUCAGCUCCCCGACAGGCCCCCCUGUUUACGCAACAUAUCCCCUCAGCCCCACCAAGACUCGCCAAUAUCAAUACCUGUAUCAGACCUUCUCUGGGCAGUGAGGUCACUCUAUAGUCAACACUGAAGGGAUGACAGAAAAUGCACAAGUCUGUUGUAUGAAUACACUUCAAUAAAGUGUGGGGCUUACACUUUGUAGAACAAGGAGUGUGGGGUUCACACAUCUGAGAACAAGGAUGAAUAUUGAGGCACAGUGAUAUUAAAGUGCUGAAAAGGAUCUGAAUAGAUCACAAGAAAGUAUUAUGAUUUAUGACACGGGUGUCAAAUGACACAAACACACAAGUGUCUCACGACAUGUGUGUCCGAUGAAUUUCUACUUCUGUUAACAGAAGUAAUGUGUAUAUUUAUGGUACAUGAAUGGAAUUUUAGUGCGAUUUCUGAAUGUUAUGAAAUGAUUUUAUUGAUGCGUGCAUGAUGAUGUAUCAAAACAAUUUUAGUAUUUUAUUCGCCAAUAUGGCAAAGAACAUGUAUUUCUUGUAUAUUAUUGGGCUGAAAACCUUGGAAUUUGCAUUUGAAUGCUUUUUAAAGAGAUGGUCACAGAAGACAUGUUCAAAUUGGACUAUAUACAAUAUUGCUUUGCUUUUCAAGAAUGAAUUAUGGAUUACAGGGUAUCCAAGAAAUAGAAGAUUGGGAAAUUUCAGCAUCUGUUCAACUAUUUCUUGGUCACCCUGUAGGUUAAUGUCUUAUGGGAUCAUCCGGAAUAUAUACUUAACAUUUUGACUAUUUUAGAUUGUUAUUAUAAUUCUUAUGUUGUGCGAGUGCAUGGUUUUAUUUAAAAUGUUUUUAUUAUGAAUUUAACUUUGAAUCAUUAUUAUACUAUAAUCAAUGGAUAACUCAUUGAAUGGGCACAUGUUUAUCACUGUACAUUUUGUCCUCAUACAUGUAGUGCAUGGGUGUGAUUCAUGUAGGUAGGUGUAUUAUAUAUAUAUAUAAAUCCAUAUUACAUUAGUUGAAUGUAUUAUAUAAUGUACAGAUAUAGAUUGUACAGAUAAUUCAUGUAUUAUUUUCUUAUGUACUAAUCUAGUAUAUAUUGUCAUCUAUGAAAUAGGUGGAUUGUAUUAUAUUAUAUUUAGAAUUAUAUUUACAUAUACACAUAGUACUAUAUUAUAUAAUCAUUGGAGAAGUGAAUUCACUAUGGAUAGCUAAUUCACGGUAGAUAGAUAGUGAAUUCAGUACAGAUGGUUAACUAAAGGAUGUGCUUGGUACUUUAUAUACUGAAAUCUGUAUAUGUGAAGAGAAAGUGACCUAGAUGGGAUGACAAAUGUUGAGAUGAUUUUACAUUUUAUUUGUAAAACCUUACAUAGCUUUGACUUUUGUCAAAAUGGGAAAGGAAGGCAGCAUGCUAGAAAGGGUUAACACAAUCAGCUACCCCGGAUGUGAAAGGGUUAAAAAGCCAGUAUGUACAGAAACUUUGAUAUUUGCCUUGCGCAGAUCACUGUUGCUCAAACACUAACAGAUGCCAAUUAAACAUAGACAUUAUUAUAAACAGUACAUACCAUAUUCAUUAUAAUCAAGCCAAUGUAAAUUCAAUUCAUAUUAUUUAAAUAUCUCUUGCAGUAUUUCAUAAUUAAACAAAAUAAUUAACCAGAGUGGUUUCAUUUUCGAUUUUCACUGAAGUUCAUUUAUUUAAUAUUGCAUACAUUAUUAGAAGUUGAGUUUAACAUUCCAUUCGGCUUAAGUUUUGUAUUAAUAACCACAUUUUUUUUAUUGCUAUCAUAAUGAUUUUGAAUUUCACCUUAUUAGGCGCUGUUUAACAUCCGAGGAAAUUUGUUUUGAAAGGGCGGUACAAUUACUAAAUUCAACACAUUUGUUUCACAUCAUUGUAAUUGUCAACAAGGGAAACAUUGAAUUAAUAUUCACUGUCCUUGUGAUAUCUAUGUGUGUUGUAUAUUCCUAUCUACUUUUAGUGUUAUACAAUCAUAAAUGUUGUAUAUUCAAGAAAUUGUGAUUUUAAGCCUAAAAUGAAACACCAUAGUAUAUAAUGGUAAUACCAUAUUAUAUAAUGGAAAUAUGUGGAGGUAUUAAAUGUGAAUGGAGGAGAACUUUAUUUUCAAUUAAGGAUAAUUCCAGAAAAACAACAAUAUUUCAGGUGUUUGGGAGCUUUAUUAUAUAACAUUUGCAAUAUUAAGUGGAAAAAGAUAUUAAACAGCUAGUGAGAUUUAAUCAGGAAAUUAGUCGAAUCUCAAGGAAAAAGAAUCAAAUUAUCAAUUAUGUCAACUAAUGCAGUGUAAAUUCUAUAGUAUUGUUGAAAUUUUAUCAAUAAAUUAAUUAGAAUAUAAGAGUGCCGUAAGAUAAUAUCAAAGAAAUUGUACAGAAUGUAAUAUAGUAAAGAUUAAAGAAGGGUUGCAUAGACUUGUAGAUUUGAUGCAGGAAGUAGGGGCGACUAUAUUUUUCUCAUUUAAUCUCUCAUUUAAUGCCAAAGAUAGUCAGUCAUACAUAAUCUAGAGUGAGAAACAAAAAGCCAUGAACUUGUAGAGAACAAAUACACAAAUAUACCAAUAAAUGUUGAUAUUGGAACUUGAAUAUAAACUUAUUUAUACAAUGAAUUGUGGAUGUGGAGACUUUAAUUUUGGUGAAUCAGCUAUAUAUAUAUUCGAGUGGUGCUUAUAACAAAUACACAAAUGACCUCAUGUAGUUUUUGCUUGAAAUUGUAAAGAAAUAAUAAAUUGGGGAUAUAUAUUUUGCAUGCAUUAUACCCACCACUUUAUGUUAGCUAGUAUAACAAUGUUCUGCAGUAUAACUGAAAUGGUACCUAAUUUGGAGAUACCAUUUUCAUACAUCAUGUACUGGGUUAAGUACAAUUCGGUAGUUCAGCAUUGUACAAUUUGGUAUUUAGUAUUGAGUAAAUUUUGUAAGUUUUAGUAUGGUUUAAAUUUUUGAGUUUAUGGUACUCCUUCAAAUCAGGUGACCAUUUCACUCUUUGGUGAUUCAUAUGGUAAUUUGUAUUAUAUUUCUAUAUAUCUAUUAACUAUAUGUAUAUAUAUUGUUCAUCUGAAUGCAUUAUAAAGGCAUAUCACAAUUAUCUGAAAUGUACUGCUUUAUUUUUCUUAAGACCCAUGACAUUGGGUUAUUUGUUUAUGGAGUGGGACAAGCGAUAAAUUUAUCCGCAUCAUCAAAUCACAUUUAUGCAUCACAGUCAUGUCGCACAAAAUUUAAAAUGCAUUUUGCCACAUAUGUCACGAGUGUCACGUCACGCAAAAUAACAUAAAAUGCAUUUUGUUUUUACUAUGAACAUUUUUUGAGCACAGAUUUUAUGAUGUAGGUAAACAUAACUAGACGUAGACUUCCACGUGAACAUAUACUACAUACAUACUGUACAUGUAAUUAAUCACGAGCUCUACACAUGUAUUUUGUUUUUAUUAGCAAUUAGAAUGUCUGCAUAUAUUUGGAUGUUGUAUUAUAGAAAAUAUUAAUUCUGGGCCAAGCUGUGUAUUAUGAUCUCAAGAGAAUGUAUAAUGAUUGUAUAGAUAAUGCAGUAUAUAUAGAUGUGUAUGUAGUAGGAAAUAAUCAAUGAGAUGGAGCAAUACUUUUUCAUAUGUACAAGAAAGAAUUUCUGGUGUUUGUGACAAUGCUGUAUGAGUUUGAAUUGAUUAGAACAAAUAUGGAUAUGGUCAUUAUUUGAAAAAUUAAGGUGUUAUAUAGAAAAAAGUUGAGGAUUUUUAUAAUCAUAUUUAAUAUCUAAGCACAUUUUCUAAUCACUUCCAGAGUUUAGUCUUCAUCCUUUUCUAAGUCAGUCUUUAAAUGGGUAUUAAAAACCUGAUCUGUUCCCAUUGCUUUUGUUGCAGGAUCCUCCCAUUGAAAUUGUGUUCUGAUUUCCAUAUUUAUGGAUUUCUUAAGAAGGUUUAAUAUUUUUAAGUUUAAUUAAUGAACAUAAGAACCUCAUGGUAUACAGGGUAUAUGCUCUACUGAUUUUGUCUUGCUCCAUCUCAGGCAGCCAUAUUGGAACCAUGCACUGAAGUAGGGGCAGUAACAUCGUACAUGGAAUUUCAGUGUGUCUGUCUAUUAAUGCCUUGGCUGUCUGAAAACAUGCAUUAUUUAGGGGGAGAAACUGAAUCAAAUCGUGCAGCUAAUACAAUAUGUAUCAGACAGCCAAGUGUGUUUAUUUUGAAUGUUUGUAGAUAGCUUGGGUAAUGGGUUGUACUUAUAUGACACACUGUCAACUAUAUCCUUGGAUUUUAGUGACACUGUCAACAGUACACUUUGUUGCAAUUGGCACUGUCAUCAAUAGACACUGUAACUGUUGGCACUGUCAACAAUAUCCUUGGUUUCUAGUGGCACUGUCAUCAGUACACCUGGUAACUGUUGGUAGUUUCAACAGUAUCUAUGGGUGCUAGUGGCACUGUCAACAUAUCCUUGGUGCCUAGUGCACACUGUCAACAGUACUUGUGGUUACUAAUGACACUGUCAUCUGUCACUGUCAACCUUUGGUUUCUAGUGGUAGUUUCAACAGUACACUUGGUUUCCGUUGGCGCUGUCAGCACGACAGCUAGCUGCUAGCAGCACUGUCAACAGCACAUUUGGUAGCUACUGGCACUGUCAACAUCAGCCUUGGUUGGUAGUUGCUUUGUAAACAGUACUCAAGAUUGUCAAUAGUACAUGUGGUUCCUAGUGGCACUGUCAAUAGUACUUUUGGUUUCUAGUCAGAAAAAAUUAGAAUUGUUAGCUAAUUAGUUUGAUUAAUCACCGUUGCCAUAGAUGUAAUAACAAACUUCUAAUGAAUUCAACAAAUCAAAAAAGAGAAUUACUAAUAGCCUAUAAACUUUUAUAAAACCUUAGCUUGAGGAAAGUAUUUUGAGAAAAGUAUAAUGAGCUAGCCUCCUUUUCUCCUUAAAAGUUUCAACCUUUUAAAGAUGCAUAUCUUUGCUUGAGGAGAGAUCCAUUAAGGGCAUCAUGCGUGCUCGAGCAAUUUAGUAUUUUUAUGCUCCUUGUUGCCAUGUGUUGCUAUGACAGCAUCACUUGGUUUUCGAUGUUUACAUCAUAGUUUUAAUGGAACUCUCCCAUAAAAAGGUUGAAAUGUUUAUUUUGUAAUUGUUGACCUCCAUGAGGAUCUAUGGAAUGAGGAAGAUUGAGUGAAUGAGGAAAAACAUUUUGUUUCCAGGCUAUUUAAUAACCCCAACUACACUUACCUCUUGUUUCUAGGCUGUUUAACAGUCCCAAAUAUGUGUCCUCUAGUCAGUUAUCAUUUUCACCACAUAAGACUCUAUCAAAUGACCUUGACUUAAAUAUAUUUGAAUAUAUAUUUCCAUUGUUCUAUACCUACAGCCACAGGGCUGUAAGACAUGUAUGAUGCAAUACCAUUUUAUGAAGUCAAAUUCGGGGAAUAUCUUUUUGUCUUGUUGAAUUCAUUAGAAUAUUGUGUAAUAUUGUAUAUUAUUGUGUUUAAUUUAGUUGGCUUAAGGUCCUUAACAGCUAAUCUUGUAUAGCUCAUCUUAGUACAUUCAUACAGUACAUUUAUAUAUCAUACAGUACUUAUUUUAGUCAAUAGGUGUCUCUUAAACUGCUCGACCAAAUAUGGUAUGUUAAUCCAAUAUGGCUUCCACUAUGGGUAAUAAUAGGAUAAGAAAACAGCAAAUGUUACUUUGAAAGCGUUGAUUUCAGAAAAACAUAAUGGUAUUUUUGUACAUUAUAUUAGGCAUUAGAGAUUUGAAUAUUUUUAUGUUUUUCUGAAAUGCAACAUUUAUACAUGUUCACCGGAGUUAAUUUUAGAAUUUCACUUGAAUUUAAAUCAAAUAUCGUGUAACAAUUUAACAGGUGAAGUGUGAACAAAAUUUUAAACAUGUAUGUUUUGGUGAAUAUUUCUAUAAAUUGAACACUUAUAUAUGGUGUGAGUGUAGUUUUUUGCCCUGUUUAAUAAGUGUGUGCAAUAAUGAUUCAACAGUGGCCCUUGAACACCUUGACUUAGGAUGAAAAACAUUUGGGAAAUAAAGAAUUUAAAAAAAAUAUACUUCAAGGUUUAAGGGAAGGUAUGAAGCUUUAAUAUUAAGCGAGAUGUGUUUUUUUAUCAUUGGGGUUUGGGUCAGUUUUGUUUGUUUUUCUGUAUAAGUCAGGGUGUGGGUACUUGUGAACACUUACAUAUUGUGAAGUGGUUAAAACACUAUUUUAUAAUUUAGGACUUUAAAGCUUGUUGGUCACUAUAAUAAUACAAACAUAGAUUUAACAUUAUAAGGGAUCAAAUGGAAUAAAAUUUGAAUUUUGAAUGACAUAUA